Molecule: messenger RNA, 1262 nt
Organism: Oryza sativa Japonica Group (Japanese rice)
Lineage: Eukaryota; Viridiplantae; Streptophyta; Magnoliopsida; Poales; Poaceae
Product: protein neprosin
Source: RefSeq, a predicted model, not a curated record
AUGAAAUACACCACUCAAGAUUUCCACAAUGAAAGGAAACAAUAUUUUCCGAGUGGCCCUUUUGUCAUAUAUUAUUCUCACUAUCGGAGGAAAGGAGCUCAAAUCCACAAAUAGUGGAGAAAACACAGGUCUAACAUUCACAAAUCAACAAGUUAAUAAGACUGUUCAGACAGAAGAUGGUGAUAUAUACGAUUGUGUUGACGUCAAUCAACAGCCAACCUUUAAACACCCGCUGUUCAAAGACCAUGAAAUUCAGAUGGAACCAAGCUCUUCCCCCAUAAGGUUGGAUAUCAAAUCGCCACUGGUAGCUGCAGUCUCACAUGCACAGUUGUCUACCAUCGACUGCCCCAUAGGAACAAUUCCAAUUCUGCGUAACAACAAACUGGACACCACGAUGGUGCAAGGUAUCAGCACGUUGGCUAGCAAUGAUUUACAACAACUGGUAGCAGGAAUCAAAUAUUGGGAUGAGAUAUACGGAUCACAGGCGUCAAUAAAUGUCUAUGAACCAAAAGUGAAGCAAGAUAGCAAUGAUCUUAGUGCAUCAUGGAUACAAAUUGGUAGUGUGCCAAAGGUAGGCAAAGGAGUUGGGAUAGGUGCUGGGUCAUGUGUUUAUCCAAGCUUCAGUGGCGACAGCUUUGCUAGGUUCCAUAUUUCUUGGGAUAAUGAAGAAUUGAAAAAAAAUUGUAUUGAUCAUAAUUGUCCUGGUUUCGUGCAAGUUAGUCGCAGUGUUGGUCUUGGAGGAAGAGUACAUCCUAUCUCCGUCUAUAAUGGACCACAAUAUGUAAUAGAUGUUCUUAUUUUUAAGGAUCCAAAGACUAAGAAUUGGUGGCUAGCAUAUGGUUCAAAUAAUACACCUAUUGGAUAUUGGCCGAGUUCACAAUUUUCAUCCAUGAAGGACAAAUGUAAUUUUGCAUUUUGGGGUGGAUAUGUUCAAGGUCCAACAGCUUCUUCGGACCCACCACAAAUUGGUAGUGGGCACUUCGCUUCUGAAGGAUUUGGCAAAGCAGCUUUUGUUAGGAAUAUUCAAGCUAUUGAAGAUGAGAACAACAAGCUGGUUACCCCAAGCAUCCGUAGUGCCCAUCCUCGAGACGACAAUCCAAAAUUAUACACCUAUGAUGACUAUGGACUUAAUGAUGAUAGUAUGCAUGUAUACUACGGUGGACCGGGCAAAUAUAGCUAAUGGUGUGCUUUGCAAACUGUAGUAUCAUAAGUUUUUUUAUUGGAAAUAAUGAGAUUCAAAGGCUACAUAUGUGGCAUCAUAA